AUGGCAGAGUCAAGUGAUAAUCUUAAGGAUGUGUAUAAUGAUAUUUUUAAGAUCAAUGACUAUUUUUAUGAGGGGGAGCAAGGUCAAUUAAUACUUGAUGAAGCACACGGAUCAAUCGACAAAUAUUGUGAUUACGGAAGUAGCUCAGGAAAUGGUAAAUGUCAAAAUGAUUAUUUAAAAAUGGCUAGUUCUGGUAUUAUUCAUUUGCUAACAAAUUUAAAGAACUAUGGUUUAGAAAAUGAUAAACUUGCCGAAUACGCUAUUUUAUUUUUAAGUUAUAAACUAAAUCAAAAUGAAAAAAAUAAAUUGACCGAUUUAAACGAAUUUUAUACUAAAUAUAUAGAAACAAAUAAGUAUUAUAAUAAUAAAAUAAAAGAUAAUGGUAGUUCAACUUAUAAGGAAAUUAUCGAUACAAAUAAUGAUUUGAUGAAUAUUAAAGAAAUAUCUAAAUUCGAUUAUCCAUUUGGUAUAUUAUUAUUAUUGUAUCAUGUAAUUAAAAAUAACAAACUGGAUUGCAAAAAAUAUUCGAAAGAUGCUAAUGAUUUUGUUCAAAAUUUUGAAGAACUCAAUAAUGAUUCUAAUAAUAUAAAAGACAGUCCAUUUAGUCAACUAUUGUCUACAAUAUCAGAUGAUUAUAAGAAUUUAAUAAAUAAAUAUGGUAAUAAAUGUACCAAUUUUAAAUCACUUCCAGAAUUAACCCCUAAAGAAAAUCCUGUAGGAAAUUCUGAACAACCUACUGUACUAAGUCCUGAAGCUACACCAUCAAGUUCAUCGAUAUUAAACACUGUAAUUCCAGGUUUAUCGACAUUUGCAAUACCAAUUUUCUUGGGAGUUGCUUAUAAGGUAAAUAAUAAGGAAUUAAAACUAUAA
Molecule: messenger RNA, 870 nt
Organism: Plasmodium vinckei vinckei
Lineage: Eukaryota; Apicomplexa; Aconoidasida; Haemosporida; Plasmodiidae
Product: CIR protein PIR protein
Exons: 2
Coding region: 1-870 (289 amino acids)
Source: RefSeq, a predicted model, not a curated record